Messenger RNA from Daldinia decipiens, 1074 nucleotides. RefSeq names its product ferredoxin. Gene Ontology annotation, molecular function: 2 iron, 2 sulfur cluster binding. The transcript is spliced from 2 exons. Bases 351 to 923 code for a protein of 190 amino acids. NCBI's taxonomy places the organism in Eukaryota, Fungi, Ascomycota, Sordariomycetes, Xylariales, Hypoxylaceae. Gene Ontology annotation, biological process: positive regulation of oxidoreductase activity; P450-containing electron transport chain. Gene Ontology annotation, cellular component: mitochondrion. The record is from RefSeq and is a predicted model, not a curated record.
CCCUUGUACUCGGGUCGCCUCCAAGAUUUUAUCGGAGCUAAUUCAAUUCGCCUUCCUCUCAUUCGUUGGAAUGCCGUCGCAUCGCAUUGCUGAACAUCGUCAAGUACCGUAGUUUUUUCUCUUGUUAGAUGCAAGCAACCUCCGAUUUAUAUGCUCGUUGGUUCCCCCGCUAGACGGAGUAAUGCUACAAUAAGAGCCUCAUUUUGGUAAAGGCAAUUAUUUAACCAGGUCUUCGCCUAUCGGCAAGAUCUACCCUUAUUCCAAUAUUUGCAGCUUAAAUUCUCUUCGUCCCAUCUCAUCCCCGAAAUCCCCGAGUUCUAGUCGCACCCCUCGGACCUCGUCUCGACACGAUGGCGACUCCUCGAGCUCUCGUUCGAAGCAUACCUAAGCUUCAAUUCUCUUCCUCCCAGUCCCUAUCGCAAUUCAGACGGCCUGCUCUCUCUACAUAUAGCAGGAUAAGAUCUAAGACGCCGUUGAUAUGCCAUACCCGAGCCAGCGCUCCCAUACUCCGACAUUUUAGCACAUCUCCUCUGCGCCAGCAUGGACAUAUACAUCCGCCUAAGCCAGGCGAGGAACUCUACGUGACGUUUAUCGACAAGGAAGGAAAUGAGCACAAGAUCGCAGUGUCCAAGGGAGACAACCUGCUAGACAUUGCGCAAGCGCACGACCUAGAGAUGGAGGGAGCGUGCGGUGGCUCGUGCGCGUGUUCGACGUGCCACGUUAUCGUCAUGGACGACGAAUACUACGAGAAGAUGCCCGAGCCCGAAGAUGACGAAAACGACAUGCUGGAUCUGGCGUUCGGCCUGACCGAGACGAGCCGGCUAGGCUGUCAGGUUGUUAUGACUAAGGAAUUAGAUGGGCUAAAGGUCAAGCUGCCCUCCAUGACGAGGAAUCUGCAAGCGAGCGAUUUCGGCUCAAAGUAAUAAGAGAUAUGACCCGGAAAAGUUAAAGGCAAGGGAUGGACAUAUCAAGAACCACCGAACUGUACCAAUAUGACGACAGGUAAGGCGUAGCGCACCGGUGUGGUGGUGGCAUUGCAACUGGCAGCCAGGAUAAAACUAGCGAGCCAUACGA